Molecule: messenger RNA, 1267 nt
Organism: Cajanus cajan (pigeon pea)
Lineage: Eukaryota; Viridiplantae; Streptophyta; Magnoliopsida; Fabales; Fabaceae
Product: structural constituent of ribosome
Source: RefSeq, a predicted model, not a curated record
AUAUCAUGUAUACCUGUCAUCUUAAUCCUAAUUUAAAAUGGAUCUGUGUUAGUUUUCACGAGUGCUUAUCUGUUUCUCCCUUUCUUGAGUUCAUUGUGUUUCAAUUCAGUGCUUCUGUGCAAAUAUACAUAUAUACAUACUUGGUUGUCUACAAAUUCAGUUGAACCACCAUAUUUUAGGCCACUGAAAUGAACUGGAUUCUGAUGAUACUCUUAAAGCCAGAGCCACUCUCAAGUUUACGUCACUUUAAUAGCGUCACUUGCUUGUAAUGCUUGUAAUAGCUGUCUCUGAUGCACCUUUUCAUCGAUCCUCUCUUUCAUUGCCACCAACCCUUCACGAAAACCUAGUCACUUUUGAACUCAUAGCCUUAUAAAACCUUAUUAUUCAUACACUCAUCAACCUCAUCACAUAAACAAAAACAACCUUAUCCUUCUCUCUAUCUCUCUUUCUAUUUCUCAUUACAUAUUACAUUUCUUGGUAUAUAAAGCCGAAAGGUAUCAAACUAUCAAAGUCCUCUCUUCAUUUUUUCAUCACUUUCUCACAAUGGCUAUGAGAAGCACCAUAUUUUUCUCUCCAAAUGGUGAUGAUUACAUUGGCGCUGAGAGUUGCAUGGACCUCCAAAACUCAAACGAUGUGCUUGUGGUUGAUAAUCACCAUGCAUCCCAAUCCAACCAAGCCAUAGCGAAGCGCAACAUGCAGCCAAAGAAAGAGAAAAAACCGUUCCCUCCUCCUAUACCAUUACUAGUUAGAACUCAAAACCUGGCUUCACACAUGCCAUGGGUUUUAAAGAGGUACUACACGAGCGAGGGAAGGUUGAUUCUCAAAGAGGAGAAGGUGAGGCACCACGAGUACUUUCUGGCACACAGAGCCAAUGGUAGGCUCACAUUGCAACUAGUUAACGUUCCUCUUGAUGAUGAUGAUGACUAUGAUGAGGGCUUUCAAGAAGCAACACCAACUAGUCCUCAUGAAGAGGUUCAUAAUCAUAACGUUACUCAUGAUAGUAGUAGUAAUGAUAGGUUUGAAGAGGAAGAGAAUGUGGCUAGCGUUGUUGCUGAUGAUGUUUCUAUGGAACAUGAGAAUGAUGUGGUUGUAGCUGGUAGUGGUAGAGUGAAGAGUUUGAACUGCAAUAGAGUGAGUUCAAGUCCAACGUGUAUUUUUGGGGUGCCGAUGCAUCCCAUUAGAACGGUUCAUGGUUAAUGAUAAUUUUGGUCAUUUGUAGUUUUGGUGAAAUUUGAGACGUUAAUUAGAAAUGCAAGUUAAUUUUGUU